AUGACGGAACCGGAAAGAUUAGGAGGAAUCUCCCUGAGUUUUCCGGCGAACGAAGAAGAUAUUAACGUGACGACAUCAUCGCCCAAGACUCUUCCACGGAGGCUCCGUCGUCGUCUUCUCGAAUCGAAAAGCCCCGUCUCCGCCGAAGAGAUCGAUUCCAAACUCAAAGAAGCUGAUCUCCGUCGUCAGCAAUACUAUGAGUCAUUAUCGAGCAAGGCACGACCUAAAAUGAGAAGCCCGAGAUCAGCAACAAUGGAGGAGCUUAGUCAGAGACUUGAAUCAAAGCUUAACGCUGCUGAACAAAAGAGGUUAAGUCUUUUGGAGAAGGAGUUAGCUCGUUUAGCGAAGCUAGACGAAGCAAGACAAGCUGCAAAGAACGGACUUGAGCAAAGGGUUGUGAAGGAGCGCGACGAGUUAGAGACUAAAGUUGAAGAGAGGGUACAAAAGGCAGAGACGAAUAGGAUGCUUCUGUUCAAAGCUAUGGCGCAACGAAGAGCGGCAAAGAGACAGCGAGCCGCGCAGAGCUUGAUGCAGAAGGCGAUUCAGGAGAAUAGGUAUAAGGAGAGCGUGCGUGCAGCGAUUUAUCAGAAGAGAGCAGCUGCUGAGAGUAAACGGAUGGGGAUUCUGGAAGCUGAACGGAGAAGAGCGAACACGAGGCUGACACGGGUUUUUGGAGCUGCUAGCUCUGUGCAGAGUCAAAAGGAAGCUGAAAGGAGGAAGAUGAAGGACCGUUUAGAAGAGCGGCUUCAAAGGGCUAAGAGACUGAAAGCACAAUAUAUGAGACGAAGGAGAGGUAUGUAUAGCUCUGCACAAAGAUCAGAAAAAAUGCGGAAGAAUCAAGAACAUCUUGUGAGGAUGUUAGAAAGAUGCUGGAGGAGAUUUACAGAGAGCAAGAAAUCUACAUUUGUCUUGGCUAGAGCCUAUCACGGGCUGGGGAUUGAUGAAAAGUCCAUUGAGUCAGUGCCGUUUGAGCAGCUUGCCAUUCAAAUGAACUCGGUUGCUGUAAUCCGAACUGUGAAAGAAUUGCUUGAUCGCUUGGAGAUACGACUCACUUUGUCUCAGGGAUCCACUGUGAAGAACAUCAGUCAUCUUCUUAAGCACAUCUUUCCCCCAGCUCGAAGAGGAAACUCACCGAGUUCCGUCGUGAGUAAAGGCGAGCAAAAGUCACCCAAUUCCAAGAAGAUGGGACCUCAGAGACUCAAAAAGAUUGCGAGAUACCCUGCUAGAAUCUUUCUUUGUGCCUACAUGAUCAAGCAACAUCCAGAUGCAAUUUUCAGAGGAAGAGGUGAGUAUGAGAUCGCGCUAGUGGAAUCUGCAAUCCAUCUCAUUCGAGAGUUUGAAUUGUUGAUGAGGAUUAUACUGGAAGGACCAGAGACUCCAGGUCCAAUAAAGUUCAGAGCUCAACUAGAAGCAUUUGAUAAAGCUUGGUGCUCUUACCUCCAGGGAUUUGUGGUUUGGAAAAAUAACGAUGCUAAGCUUUUAGAAACUGAUUUAGCCUCAACUCAAGAGCCAGAGCUGUCUGAGGCGUCGAUAGACAGUUCUUCUCCCAAAGCACCUAAUUUGGUUCCUCAAUCUUCAUCUUCUCCGGGAUCUUCAAGUUCUUCUCCGAAGUUUGGAAGCGAGGACAUUUCUACUCCGAACGUGACAGGUCAUAGCUUGGACGCAGCAUUGGCUACUGAAAACGAAGUAAUUGUAAACGAAAUUGUCCAUGACAAUAGCAGUACUUUUGCUGAUAGCUUCGACGCUAACAAUGGGGAUACAAACAACUUUCAGGUGCAGGUUAAGGAGACAAUGGAAAAGGCUUUCUGGGAUGGCGUCAUGGAAUCCAUGAAACAGUCGGAGCCAGACUUCAGCUGGGUUAUUAAACUCAUGAACGAAGUCAGGGACGAACUCUGCGAGAUAUCUCCCAACGAAUGGAAGCAAGAGAUUGUUCAAACUAUCGAUACAGAUGUGCUGUCUCAGUUACUGGCUUCGGGGAAUGUCGACAUGGGUUAUCUUGGAAACAUUCUAGAGUUUUCCCUUGGCAUUUUGCUGAAACUUUCUGCUCCUGCCAGUGAAGAGGAGAUCAGAAGUACUCACCAAAAGUUAAUGACAGAACUUGGAGAGAUAGUUCCAACUGAAGGCGAGUCCAAAUCGUCAUACGCAAUCUUAAUGGUUAAAGGGCUACGCUUUGUUUUGCAGCAGAUUCAGAUUCUGAAGAAAGAAAUCAGCAAAUCUCGUUUGAAAAUGUUGGAGCCACUUCUCAAGGGACCUGCAGGUCUGGAAUAUCUGAAGAAGGCAUUUUCGAGCAGGCAUAGUUCCCCAGACCAAGCGUCUUCCUCUCUACCAUUGACAAAGGGUUGGCUUUUCAGUGUCCGAGUAGAGGCAGAGAAAGAGUGGAAAGAACAUAGAGAUGCUCUUUCUGCUGUCACAAAUAACCACCCCGGAUCAUCAGGCCUUCCUUCGACCACCAUGCGAACUGGUGGCAAUGUCUCCUCUGUUUCAAAAGUCAAUACCUCUUCCUCUCCAUUCCCAGGAAUGGAACUAUCAGAGUGCAAGGGAGAAACUGUGGAUCUUCUUGUUCGUCUUGGCCUGUUGAAAAUGGUGAGCGAAAUUGGCGGUCUUACUCUAGAAACUGUCCCUGAAACGUUUCAACUUAACCUCUCUAGGCUGAGAGCUAUUCAAUCCCAAAUCCAGAAAGUCAUUCUAGUCUCCAUCAGUGUGUUGAUCCUUCAGCAAACACUUGUAAGCGAGAACUCAUCCCCGGUUGAUAUAGAGACAAUUACAUGGACUUGUGUAAACCGGCUCUACGAGAUGUUAGAUGCGAAACCUGACGCUGGUCUAUCGGAAAUCAUGGAGACACUCUCCGAGCUUCUUGAUUCCGACGAUGAAGCAGAGACAAAGAAGCGUGUGAUCUCAAACAUGCUUGUGAAAAGCUUACAAGCAGGAGACGCAGUGUUCACACGCGUGUCGCAGACCAUAUACCUAGCCACGAGAGCCGCUGUUUUGGCCGGGAACAACACGAAGAGGAAACAGCUGGUGGAGACGAUGCUGAGAAGAAUCGGAGCAGCUUCUCUCUCUGACAAGGUCAUUGAGGUUUCAGACAUUUUGGUUCUUGUGGCGAACGUUUCGCGUAGUGUUCAUGGAUCGUGGUACGAAGAAUUGCUGAAGGAACUGAACUGA
Molecule: messenger RNA, 3162 nt
Organism: Microthlaspi erraticum
Lineage: Eukaryota; Viridiplantae; Streptophyta; Magnoliopsida; Brassicales; Brassicaceae
Source: the annotation of a GenBank genome assembly